AUGGCCUACACAGCAGACAUCGAGGUUCGUCCUGUAAACCUGAGCACUGCACCUUUCUCUGAGGAGAUCAGCCAAAACCAGACACCGGAAUUGACCAGAAAGGAUUUGGAUUCAGCCCCCGAUGUUGUUCUGGAAGUGGAAGGGGAACCUUUUUUUGUUAACCGUCAGCACUUAGCCCUCCACAGUCCCUACUUCAUGGCUCUGUUCUUUGGCGGCGGGGUGGAGAGAAGCAAGAGGCACAUAGAGCUGAAAGGCCUUAACCGUGGCUGUUUCAGGGUGUUGAUGGACUACUGCAAGACAUCCAGCCUCACGCUACAUCGGGACAAUGUCCAGGAGCUUCUGGAAACUGCAGACUUCCUGCAGAUAGACAGAGCCAGGCUGAGAUGCUGCAAGUUCCUGGAGCGUGAGCUGCACCUUAGCAACUGUCUGCCGAUGAUGGCGUAUGCUUGGCAGCUGGGAUGCGCUCAGCUGUACAAGGCAGCGCGCCACGUGGCUCUCACACACUUCCCAGCUGUUGUCACUGAGGAGGAUUUCCUGCGGCUGCCCAAGGAGGCUCUGGCUCACCUCCUGGCUCACGACGACCUGGCCAUACACAAAGACGACCAGGCCGUCGACGCAAUCCUCCGCUGGGUGUCGUUUGACCCGAAACGCGAUGAACAUUUCCUCGAGCUGAUUGAGCUCAUCCGGCCCGAGUGCCUGUCUUUAUCCUUCUUAACUGAACUGUUGUCCAGGAUGAGAAGCUCAGACCCUCGAGCCAAACUCAUCUGCCGGCUGAAUGAGCAUUUCCCGGUGACCUGGUCGCUGGGGAGGUCUCUGCUGAGGACCAAGGCCAGAGAAACGCUGUAUGUGUUGGGCGGACCUCACGAUCAGGAGCAACAGUCGCUCUACCAGUUUCACCCUCACAGUGGGCGAUGGCAGAACUGUGCUCCUUUGGAGAGGAGGAACCUCACUCAGUUCUCUGUGGCAGCAGUAGGCGACAGCGUGGUCGUGACUGGAGGCUACUUCCGUGAUGUGCUCUGGUUCAGCGUGGACUGGGUCAGAAGAUAUGACUGUCGCAGCCAGCGUUGGGUCGAUGGACCCGCCCUGCUGAAGUCCAGACACAGCCAUUGCUCCAUAGGACUGGGGUCACAUCUGUAUGUGAUGGGAGGCAGCAUGGAUGAGGGGCUGGUGGCUGAUGUUGAGAGGCUCGCGCCGGGCUCAGAUGAAGGCUGGGUGGAGGUCAGCCCCAUGGUCAGGGCAGUAGAGAGGGCAGCCACCGCCAUUUUAGGCUCUUGCAUCUAUGUUGCCUGCGGUUUGGAUGAGAACGGUGAAGUGUACAGCGGAAUUCAGCGGUUUGUUGCCAAGGACAAUCAAUGGGAUGUAGUUUCCUACUCACCACUUCCACGAUAUGACCAGGUUGCAACAGAGCUGAACGGCGCCCUCUAUCUCUUCGGAGGCCAUGCAUUGCGUCUCGACGUGGAGACAGAUGAGUGGACGGUGCUGCAGGAGGAAACUCUGGAGAGGAAGUUCUUUUGUGGCUGCACCAUAGUCAGUGGACAGAUAUACCUGCUGUGUGAGACGAAAACCAACAAAGUUUCUCCAAACAUGGUACUGCUGGAUCCCUAUAUAGACACUUGCAUUGAGGUGGACGACAGUAUACCAUGUCCUGUUCCCCUCCGAGGGUGUGUCACCAUGAGGACAUCUACAUGA
This is a messenger RNA of Synchiropus splendidus (mandarinfish), 1689 nucleotides long. Its product is annotated as kelch-like protein 23. Gene Ontology annotation, molecular function: protein binding. Lineage: Eukaryota; Metazoa; Chordata; Actinopteri; Syngnathiformes; Callionymidae. The transcript is spliced from 3 exons. The record is from RefSeq and is a predicted model, not a curated record. Bases 1 to 1689 code for a protein of 562 amino acids.